AUGGACGCCUCCUCCCUUCGUAUCUCCAAGUUCGAUGUAACUAACUUCCACGCCCGGAAGUUCAAGAUGCAGAUGGUGCUGGAGGAACGAGACCUGUGGGAGGUCGUCAGCGGCGAGAUCAAGGCGGAACAGUGCGUGACUCAGUUGGACCAAGCGGCGUACAAGAGGAAGUCAAGGAAGGUGAUGGCAGUGAUCUGUCUAGCCAUGGAAGAUUCCCAGCUACCGUUUGUCCGGUCGGCAAGUGGUGCAUGCGACGCAUGGUCAAGGUUGGAAGACCACUUCGAGAAGAAGAGUCUUGCCAACAAGCUGUUCUUGCGCCGUCGCUUCUUCACGACGAUGGUGGAAAAAAGGGACGAUGUGCUCGAACUCAUCAACAAGCUCAAGACGUUGGCGGAACAGCUAGAAUCGGUGGGGGCUCCGGUCUGCGAGGACGAUCUGGUGAUCACACUUCUCGGCAGCCUGAGUGACUCGUAUCAAUUCUUGAUCACAGCUUUGGAGUCGCGCUCAGACACUCUUAGCUGGUAG
Molecule: messenger RNA, 525 nt
Organism: Peronospora matthiolae
Lineage: Eukaryota; Oomycota; Peronosporomycetes; Peronosporales; Peronosporaceae
Source: the annotation of a GenBank genome assembly